This is a messenger RNA of Petromyzon marinus (sea lamprey), 2378 nucleotides long. RefSeq names its product ciliary microtubule inner protein 2B (gene CIMIP2B). The record is from RefSeq and is a predicted model, not a curated record. NCBI's taxonomy places the organism in Eukaryota, Metazoa, Chordata, Hyperoartia, Petromyzontiformes, Petromyzontidae.
GCCCCCGCGAGUAAGACGUUCUAUGACAAUCAACAAUCGUUGUGCGGAUCGUCGCCACUGGCGUGACGCGCGCGUUCGAGUUACGCGCAUGGCGAUGAGCUUUGUUGUUGAAUGUCACAACACAUCUCCCUAGGCGCCAGCGUCCCGCCUUCCAGCGGGGCAGUGCCGGGUUUAGCGGUCGCCCUCUCGGGGGAGGGUGUAUUCCCGCAAAGAGUGAGCGAGUGGCGAACGAGAGAGAGGCAAGUCCAGGUGGCUUAUAUACCGGCAUCGCCAACGCGCAAAGCACGACAGCGGAGUUCACGGCACAGGGGUGAAAGCGAGAAGGUGGAAUGGAUCAAGACGUUUUUCCUCCCAAGAUCAGCUCGCUGCUGAUGACGGCGGAGCCACACUACAUCCCCGGGUACCGCGGCUACUGCCCCCAGUACAAGUACAACGUGGGCAGCACCUACGGGCAACAGACGGGCCAGCUGCUGCGUGACCCUGCCGUGGCUCACUCGGAUAAACUGGUGCUGCAGAGUGGGCAGCCUAUCCAGCCGCGACCCCCACCGGGACCUCCUGGUCACCAGCGCAUGUCGCAGAGACGCCCGGUGUCCGACGUUCAGAAACUGACAGCCAGCAUGGUGCCUGGAUACACGGGGUUCAUCCCACGAGCCGAGUGCUUCUUCUCGCACACGUACGCGGACACGUGUCGCGAUGCGCUCCGUCUCUUCGAGAAGGAGCAGCGAGUGGCGACCAAGCGGCACCUGCAGACAACUUCCCUCGACGGGGAGACCGGGUUGCGGACUCAAACCUAUGCUUCAGCAGGCGGCGGGGGUGGGAUCGAUGGUCGGUUCCACUCCAGGGCCAGUGUCGCUGAACGCAGAGGAGGCGAUUCGCCAAGCGACCGCGUCACUUUCAAGAUACCGAGCCGUCCGCUGACGUGCCUGGCCAAGGAGGUACCCCUGUACCGCUCGUCUCCUGCCCUCCGAGUCCUCAACUCCCCGUACAACAUGGACAGUGACGACCCCUACAAGUGGUUCAUGUCUGGAUACACGGGCUACGUACCACGCGAGCGCUUCCUGAUCGGGGCCGGGUACCCGGUCACGACGAACCGCGCGCUCCGAGAGUUCAGCUCCAAGCUGGACAGGACCAGCGCGUGGAGGGGCGGCACAAUGGCGCCGCUGUCCCCCUGGAGGCCCGACCUCCUGGACGGGAUGCGCCCGCACAGCCACCACGAAGGCAAGGCAGUGGCGACCUUGACGGCGCUGCCUGGGCACCUCCCCGACAUCGUGCAGCACAAGGGAGCGCAGCCACCCAGCAGGAAUGUCAUCUAUGCCCCGGACAUGGGCCUCAUCCCCAACUACACGGGCUACGUCCCAGGAUACAAGUUCCAGUAUGGACACACGUACGGCCAACUGACUGAGGACGCACUUGGGAUGAGCACCAUGCAGAAGGAGAUCCUUGCCAACUGAAGCAAAGCAAGGGCACCGCAGGCCGAGACAGCCGCCGUUUUAACCACUAGUAUUGUGCACAUGUGUGUGGCUUAAAAUGCAAUCAAAAUGUUUCAGGGUUAGAUUAUAAUAGCAUUUGAUAUUGCAUUUGCUGCUGAUGUUAGUCAGGGUUGUUGUUUUUUUAAUCUACGCUCACGCUGAAGAGAUUUUGUUCUGAUCUAAGACUAAGCCUGUACUUGUGACAGAUUUAGGUUCCGGAUGCAAAGGUUUGAUCCACACACGCAAACCUCAACUCAUGCACGACCAAAUGCAAUUGUUAACAAUACAGAGUUUCCUAAAUUUGCUAGGUCACAUUUUAAUUACAAAUUCAAACAUGCACUUGGAAGAAAAACAGCAAUACAAAACAACCGUCUUAAUAUCAAGACAAAGUGGCGUUUGCUUUUUUUUUUGCAAAACAUUUAACAUGCUUCCUUUUACGGAAGUCCUGCAAAUAAAGCUUAAAUGUUGGGCUCGUCGUGUCAAGAAUCUACUGUAGACACAGCCACCAAUAAGAUGUGAGCACACAGGAGAUUACGCAGUGGUGGACAGAUGGUGAGGUGAAGCGCGUGCACACACACACACACACGAGCCAACCAACGACUGCACGACAUAUAUCCAUUCUCUUCAGUCGAGCUCAAUGCUGGAAAUCAGCCUCAACGAUCCACCCGGGUCACUCAAUGGUGGUGCCGCCCUUACAAACGGCACUGUUUUACAUAGGAAGCACCGGCACUUGUCAGCUAGGAGUUUAACGGUUCACCUCUGCACACAAUUUGAUGAUUUGUUGUGAUUAGAUGAAUAAUACAUUUUUUUGUUUUACUCUGUGGUCAAUGUAGCAGCCACUGGUGGCUGCAGGGGCUCAUGUGAACUAAUUGAAACCUAAUUAAACAUUUUCAGCCCUUUCUCAAUUCA